Messenger RNA from Aplosporella prunicola CBS 121167, 895 nucleotides. RefSeq lists its product as uncharacterized. The record is from RefSeq and is a predicted model, not a curated record. NCBI's taxonomy places the organism in Eukaryota, Fungi, Ascomycota, Dothideomycetes, Botryosphaeriales, Aplosporellaceae. The transcript is spliced from 2 exons. Bases 1 to 774 code for a protein of 257 amino acids.
AUGGACGGCGAUUCUUACGUGAAAACACCCGCCACCUCCUUCAACCGUCACAAGGAACGAGGCACCUACGACGCCGAAACCGUCCACAACAUUGUCAACACCACCAGCGUCUGCCAUGUCUCCUUCAUGCCCUCGCCCGACGACCCAUUCCCCGCUAUCCUUCCCAUGAUCGCCCAGAUCGGCCACUUCCCCGACUCGCAAGACGACGCCCCGUCCUGCUACCUGCACGGCUACGUCUCCAGCCGCCUGAUGAAGCUAGGCGCAGACGGCACAUCCUCCAGCGGCGUCCCCGUCUGCGUCGCCGCCACCAAGGUCGACGGCUUCCUCCUGGCCUUGACGCCCUUCAACCACAGCUACAACUACCGCUCCGUCAUGCUGCAGGGCACGGCUACUAUCGUCGACGACGACGCCGAGAAGAUGUGGGCCAUGGAGCUCAUCACCGACUCGGUCGUGCCCGGCCGCUGGGCCAACACGCGCGUCCCGCCCGACAAGCCGGAAAUCACGUCGACGCGCGUCAUGAAGGUGCGCAUCGAGCGCGCCUCGGCCAAGAUCCACACGGGGAAUGCCAAGAGUGACCGGAAGGACUUGAAGAACGAGGAGGUGGUGAAUGGCGUCUGGACUGGUGUUGUGCCUGUGUGGGAGACGUUUGGCACCCCGAUUCCUAGCCCGGACAACCGCGUCAAGGACAUCCCGGCGCACGUGGCGGAUUUUGUUAAGAAUGAGAACUUGAAUGCUGAAGAGCUGGCGGUGGGGGCGGCGCGGGCGGAGGAAUAGACUGCAUUAUGAUGGUGUAGAUUGUAUAUAAGGAUUCUGGGUGAAGCGGGAUAAUGAUAGGCAUGGAGUGACGAACGUAGACAGAAAAGCUGCGCAUCAGAAAAGCAUUACUCGUACCCGC